AUGGAGAUAGGAGACGAAUCAUCAAUCCUAAACAUUAAAGAGGAAAGGGUGCAAAGAAACACAUGGUACCAUCAGAAGCAACAAAUAAGCAGCAACAGCCGUACCCUGAAUAAAAACCACGUGAAACAGGUGCUUACACAAUGCAGCAUCAAUCCAUACAGUACCUACCUAAAAAAAGAGCAGCAGGGGUAA
Plasmodium inui San Antonio 1 is the source of this 192-nucleotide messenger RNA. RefSeq lists its product as hypothetical. NCBI's taxonomy places the organism in Eukaryota, Apicomplexa, Aconoidasida, Haemosporida, Plasmodiidae. The record is from RefSeq and is a predicted model, not a curated record. The transcript has a single exon. Bases 1 to 192 code for a protein of 63 amino acids.